AUGUUGGAAAUAUUCAAUUCGGUCAAAGAGCUGAUAAAGUUCGAUUGCAUCAGCAUCAGUGACCGCAUUUUUCGCUUGCACUACAAAGCAAGUGUGAUCAUUUUGAUUGUGUGCUCAUUGUUUGUGACAUCGAAUCAAUACAUAGGAGAUCCAAUUGAUUGCAUCGCUGAAGAUAUUCCAUCGCGUGUAAUGGAUACCUACUGUUGGAUUUACAGUACAUAUACGGUGCCCAAACGAUUGGAUGGUGUAAUUGGACGCGAUAUUAUUCAACCAGGCGUUGGAAGUCAAGAUGGUGACGGCAAAAUAAAAGUCCACAAAUAUUAUCAAUGGGUUUGCUUCGUCCUAUUCUUCCAAGCAAGGCUAUUUUACAUACCAAGAUACUUAUGGAAGAUUUGGGAAGAAAAUCGCAUUAAAAUGCUCGUACACAACUUAAACUCGCCGAUUGUGACUGAAGAGUACAAAGAAGAAAGAAAGAAAAUCAUCAUCAACUAUUUUAAAAUGAAUAUUGGCUAUCAUGAUGACUAUAUGGUGUACGAUGUCCGAGAUUUAAAGAGGAUUUUAUUCAGUACAAACAAAUUUAUUUUAUUUUGGAGUUUCAAUCGUGUUUUACAAUUAUGA
Molecule: messenger RNA, 618 nt
Organism: Contarinia nasturtii (swede midge)
Lineage: Eukaryota; Metazoa; Arthropoda; Insecta; Diptera; Cecidomyiidae
Product: innexin inx2-like
Exons: 2
Coding region: 1-618 (205 amino acids)
Biological process (GO): phototransduction
Cellular component (GO): gap junction; plasma membrane
Molecular function (GO): gap junction channel activity
Source: RefSeq, a predicted model, not a curated record